Sorghum bicolor (sorghum) is the source of this 622-nucleotide messenger RNA. RefSeq lists its product as uncharacterized. The transcript has a single exon. The record is from RefSeq and is a predicted model, not a curated record. The coding region runs from base 29 to 328 and encodes 99 amino acids. Lineage: Eukaryota; Viridiplantae; Streptophyta; Magnoliopsida; Poales; Poaceae.
AUAUAUAUACACCCCGCACCAUGCCACCAUGGCUGCAGCAAGCUCUCCCAGCAAGCACCACAAUCACCAUAGCAGUAUUUCCUUCUCCGCCCUCCGUGUUGCUCCUUACGUCCGCUACAGGCUCGGUUUUGAUCCUUGGCUCGGCGUCAGAAGCAUGGCAGCAGCUGGCAAUAAGUCAUCGGCCACGGCCACCAUGGAGGAGACGGCGGCGGCGGCGGGCGCCGCCGCGCGUGGUGGUCGGCGCGGGAUUGACCGGCAGGCCGUCGAUAGGGGCAUCGCCUACCUGCUCAUGGUGGCCGCCCUCGUCGCCACGUACGCGCUUCACUAGAGCUCCGCUCCACGGCGGCAGAGAGCUCCCGCAGGAAAGGAGAGAAGGCUUUUCGUGAGCUUUGCUUCCCCUUCCCGGCCGGCGCGGCGGCCUCAGCCUGAGAGUUCCCCUGCACCAAACUUCAUUCAUUUGUUUUCCACUCUUGUAUGGAGAUGGAGACGCCUGUGUACGUACUGUGGUUUAGUCUGUACCAUUAAAAAAAUUGUUUUGUAUAUGCUCUUUCUGUGAUUAAUCUGUAAAAAUUGUUCGUUUGUUGCCAAAACAUUCACUAUUACCAUGGUUUGGUCUUCUGUC